UAGCCAACCAGCAGCUCUACACACAGCUGUAUGUAGUGUGGCCCAGGCAGUAGGCACUGAGGAGGGGACGCUUGGGUCUGAAGGCUCAGGGUCCUGGGUGAAAGGGGUUCACUGCUGCUAGAGUUUGGGUUUUGGAAGUUUUGCCUGGGAUUUCAAAGAGAAUCCUGUCAUUUUCCCAUAUAUUUUUUCCUGGAAAAGAGAACUUGCACUGGCAGGAAAGACCUCCACUGGUGAAUUAAGAACUGGAGAGUAUAGAAAAUAAAUGCCUGGGAUUUAUAAGCAAAAUUCAUCCGCUCUGGGAAGAUUCUCCAUAAAAGGCGACAACACAAUAUCCAGCAAAGAGGAACGAGGAGCUGAGCCAGCCCCAAAGAUCAUGAACGUGUCUUCUGAGCAUUGCAACAUAUCAGAUUGGCUGAGGCUGGAAGCAUCGGUGAAGGCCUCUGUGUAUUUCGUUGCUUUCUCCUUCGCCACAUUCAUCACUAUCGUCAUUGUCACAAUAGUGUCACAGGAUCGGAAACUGAGGAAAGAGGUCCGGCACAUCCUCCUCUGCCACCAUCUGCUGUGCAUCUCCUCCUACUGUGGCCUGGGGGUUGUUUUCCAAGGAAUGCGGGCCUUGCUGGCCCACAGCCCGCGGUUAAUUUGCUGGGUGGUGUUUGGGGUGCAGCUAAGUGUUGGAGAAGGGAUUCUCUUCACUCUGGCCUUGAUGGCUCUCAACACUUACCUGGCGAUUUGCUGGCCACUGAAAUCUCUGUCCUUUGUGGGUUCAGUUAAGUACAGGAUUCUGGCUGGAACUUGGACGACCAUAAUACUCAAGAAUGUCUGCUUAUUCCUCAUCGAGGUCACUAACUUAGCUCCCGUUGCUGUUUUUAAAUUGGAACCCCUAUGCCCUGUGACCUUGAAUAGCAUUCCUGCCAGAGCCACGGGCUUGGUUUUCCUGUUCCUUCCUUUAUCUGUCAUUCUUAUAAGUUACUCUCUGAUCUAUCGAGAAGGGAAACGAGCCGGCCAUUUUAAUAGGUCCAACCUCAAAGCAAGGAAAACAGUUCUUAUUCAUUUAGUGCAGAUAAGUUUACACGUAUUGCCAACCCUGAUCAUCUUGGGUUUAGGCAAGAGGUGUGGGGUGUCUUUCUUUGCUCUAAAUCUGGUGCUUUUUGGUGUCUUUGCAUUUGCCCAGUGUUUUAACCCGCUGGUCUACGGGCUUCAGAACACAGAACUGCGGAGCAGGUUGCACCACGAGGUGUGCUGUCACCUGGGCUUUGGUCACACGAGGAGCGGCAGAGGGCCGGUCUAACAAAACUCCGCCACUUUGAAUGGAUAACUCCAAUGCUAAGAGACACAUCAGCAAGGGCCAGGACCUGCCUUUGACUCAACCCCAAAUGAGUAUCUUUAUUUGGUUAUGAAAGUACCUGAGUAAACCAAAAUGAUGUUUUGCUGCCACAUACACCAAACUGGCCUCUGUGAAAUCAUCUUAGUGUCUUUAAUUUUAAACUGAGAUCAACAUCUCUCACAGCCUGCCCUACUGAUAAUCCAGGCCUAUGGGGUGGUUCUGAGAGAAACGGAGAAGGGCUUAGGCAGCCGCCGCAAGAUGUUAAGUGAGGAGGUCAGGGGCAGGGCCAGAACAGGAGCAUGGAGAGGGUCUUCUGACAAGGCCAACUUCCUGCUUGAUGAAAGUACUCAUGGACACAAGCAGGGACCCAACCAGACAGUCAUUCCUGUACUCGUGCUCCCAAGCAGGGGACCCAAUAGAAACACUAAGACAGACAUGUGGACAGAGGGAGCACCAAUGAAAUGAAAUGAAAUGAAUGCAGGGAAAGUGUGGGUGGGGGAGGGGAUAAGGAAAGGAGGAAAUUCCAGAGACCAUAAAAGAACAGGCCAAAACUCCCCACUGGAUUCUCAGCUCUGAGGCCCCUUCUCUCUGGAGAAGUCUGUUUCUGUAUCUCUGUUGCUUUUGCAACAAACCUACUUCUUGCUUGCUGUCUCUGUCCUGUUCUUCCAUUCUUUGCUGAACAGAGACAACCAACCCAGCACCCCUAGAUGGUUACGGUUCUGUAGUCAACAGUCUCAUUCUCCUCUGCUCUGCCAUGAUCUGUAGCUACCUCAUGAUCCAAAAUGGCUGUUAGUGCGUCUAUCAUCACACUCACACUCCAGCCAAUAAGAAGGAAGCAGGGGCAAAGAAGGGAUUGACUCUUCCUUCUAACGACACUUUCUAGAAUUACACAAAACAUCACCUUGCUUCUAACUGCCCCAAACUUAAUCAAAUGGCUAUGCCUGGCCUUAACAAAGGCUGGAAAUAAGCUUCAGUUGGGAAGCAGCGUCCCCAGCUAAAAACUGGAGUUCUUUAUACCAUGAAAGGAGGGAAGAAGAUAUUGGAAGGCAAAGUUGUUUCAAGGACCAUUUUCCUCCCAACCAAAAAAAAAAAGACAAUGGAUGGGUUAUGAUCACCACAAAUAGCCUGCACUUCAAUAUUUUAUAUAAACAGAAUUAAGUGUUCAGGACCCCAGGAAGCUUUCUUUGCUUUGUGUUAACAGUUCUCAGAAAACAAGAACAUCGAAACGGCUUAAACAUGGGGGCCAAUUCAAAAUUUAAUUCUAAGCAAGUCUGAGGGGGCGGCAUGAAAUAAAUUCCUUCACAGAA
Messenger RNA from Marmota flaviventris (yellow-bellied marmot), 2631 nucleotides. RefSeq names its product olfactory receptor 10A7-like. Gene Ontology annotation, cellular component: membrane. Gene Ontology annotation, biological process: detection of chemical stimulus involved in sensory perception of smell; G protein-coupled receptor signaling pathway. Lineage: Eukaryota; Metazoa; Chordata; Mammalia; Rodentia; Sciuridae. The record is from RefSeq and is a predicted model, not a curated record. Gene Ontology annotation, molecular function: olfactory receptor activity; G protein-coupled receptor activity; odorant binding.